Molecule: messenger RNA, 1753 nt
Organism: Alternaria rosae
Lineage: Eukaryota; Fungi; Ascomycota; Dothideomycetes; Pleosporales; Pleosporaceae
Product: glycoside hydrolase superfamily
Exons: 1
Coding region: 25-1299 (424 amino acids)
Biological process (GO): cell wall organization
Cellular component (GO): fungal-type cell wall; cell surface; extracellular region
Molecular function (GO): 1,3-beta-glucanosyltransferase activity; glucan endo-1,3-beta-D-glucosidase activity
Source: RefSeq, a predicted model, not a curated record
ACCACCUGCACUGAGGAGGAGGGCAUGACUUCCUCCAUGGAGGCCCCCAAGCCCACUGGCCCUGCUCCCGUCCCAGAGCACUCCACCCCAGCUGUUCCCGCUGUCCCGGAGACCUCCACCACCUGCACUGAGGAGGAGGGAAAGCCCACUGGCCCUGCCCCGGUCCCAGAGAACUCCAAGCCCGCUUACCCCUCUGUUCCUGAGGUCACUAAGCCCGCCUACCCCUCCGUCCCUGAGGUCUCCAAGCCCGCGGUUCCCGAGGUCCCUGCUCCCUCCAAGCCAGCUUACCCCACCGUUCCCGAGGCCUCCAAGCCUGCCUACACCCCUGAGGUCCCUGCCUCCUCCAAGGAGGUUGAGAAGCCCAAGCCCACUCCCAGCGCCACCCACGGCUCUGACAAGCCCAAGCCCACCGGCAGCUACAACAACGGUGAGCACAUCAAGACCAACGGCGACAAGUGGGCCAUUACCUACACUCCUUACGCCAACGACGGUAACUGCAGGACCGCCGAGCAGAUUGCUGCCGACAUCAAGAAGAUCUCUGAGCUCGGUUUCACCACCAUCCGCUCUUACAGCACUGACUGCGGUGUCUUCGAGCACGUUGUCCCUGAGUGCACCAAGUACGGACUGAAGGUCAUCUACGGCAUCUUCCUCGAGGCUGGUGGCAAGGCCGGAAAGGGUCCCUUCUCCAGCUACGCCAACGACCAGUUGAACGACAUCAAGGAGAACGCCCCCAAGGACUCCGUCGCCAUGGUCAUUGUCGGAAACGAGUGCGUCUUCAACGGUAACUGCGAGGUCAGCGAGCUUGGUUCCUACCUCGACUACGUCCGUGAUGAGCUCCGUGGCGCCGGCUUCCCCUCCGACAUCGCUAUCACUACCACUGAGACUGUUGGCUCGUGGGAGGAGAUCGGUGAUGCUCUCUGCUCCCACAUCGACAUCUUCACCGUCCAGAUCCACCCCUACUUCACCCAGUCCGUUACCGCUGAGAUGGCUGGUGACUUCGCCGCUCAGCAGCUCGAGCAAGCCGCCAAGGUCUGCCCCGAGGCCGCUGCCAAGGGCAAGUUCAUCACUGAGAUCGGCUGGCCCAGCGCCGGUAACUCCAACGGCAUGGCUGUUGCCGGUGUCCAGGAGCAGAAGACUGCCAUGAAGAAGAUUCUCGAGACCGUCGGUCCCGAGUCCUGCGUUUUCUCCUUCGCCAACGACGGCUGGAAGGCGCCCGGUGACCUUAACGUUGAGCAGAACUUUGGCUGCGUCGACGCCCUUCUCGAGGACCUUAACAUCUCUGUCGAUGUCUCCUUGUAGAGUGCCCAUGUAGCUCGUAGCUAUUUUGUCAAUUAUUUAUAGCUACGUUACGCGAUUAUGUCUUGCAUCUGUCUUCAUUCUGACCAUAACAUGUUUACUGCAAGUCGAUAGCGAAGGUGGCUUGGAGGUAGUUUUUAGUGUUUAAUCUAUUUGCCAACAAAUAGCAAUAUCCUGUUGAAACAAGCUUUGGUAUGUGCGCAAUGUUCGGAUCCGUGAAAUCACUCAUACUGUGGGUCAGCGGCGGUUGGUAAUCUUCUCGGUGGGACGCAAUUUGGACGCAGCAUGGAUGCUGCGACAAAGCCGGAAAUCAGGCGGUGGAAGUCCGAUACUGUCAUCGACCAUAGCUAGAUAUCUUACCAACAGCGUUGGUUACAAAAAUUAGUAGGCCGUUUGCGGGGUUACUGUGCCGCAUGAGCACAGACCUAGGUCCCUUCUGAUGCACAUGCGUUGAGAU